Messenger RNA from Platichthys flesus (European flounder), 1532 nucleotides. RefSeq lists its product as uncharacterized. The coding region runs from base 400 to 885 and encodes 161 amino acids. The transcript has 4 exons. The record is from RefSeq and is a predicted model, not a curated record. Lineage: Eukaryota; Metazoa; Chordata; Actinopteri; Pleuronectiformes; Pleuronectidae.
CUCUCUGCCUCUCUCACAGGCCAGGGUGGGCUAAAUUGGAACACGGACACGCACACAAACAUAGCUGGUAGAAGAGGGUGGCAUUGGGGGCGUCCUACAGUUGCUCAGUGACACACAAGGAGUGGGAAGCAAAACCUGGAGGUUCCAUGUGGUUCUACACGCCAAGGAUUCUAUUGGAAUCACUUUUUUCAUGGUUCACUCGGAGUUCAGCUCCUGGAUAACGUGUGGAUUAUUUAAAUGUCAUAUUGCAGCUCCUGUUGCUGCAGAUGCUUCUUUUUGACACUUGAGCAUCUGGGUGUGAGAGUGGGUUAACAAGAAGAGUGCGAGACAAAAACAGACCAGGAGAAGCCCAUACAACGGAACACAGCUCUUGUUCUUUGUGACAGAAGGGGAGGCGAGAUGUCAAGGCCUCCUUCCCAGACCACCCCUCAGUUCUACAGAGUCAGUGAAAGGGAUCUCACUGAGAUCGAGCUGCAUUCUGUGGACUCCAUCAACGAUCUCCACCGAACACACCCCGAACACAGCCAAAAAGGGGUGAGGCCUCCUCGUCCUGCCUACACACCUUCGAAUGGGAACCUCUACACGUGUGAUCCGACAGGUGUCAGUCAAAGAGGCCAUCCAGUCAGCAGCAAAUGGCAGAGCCGUCUCCAGGACAUGUUGACACCCAGUUCAUCACGCGCCUACGCCAUGGGCUGUGCUAUCAUCACUUUGCUUCUUCUUACAGUGUUUCUCAUUUUCUACUUUUUGGUCCAGCAGGGCGGCGCAAUUCAGAUGUUGACAGCAGCAGUGAAGGAGAAAGAAGCUGCUGCAACGGAACUGUCACUACUGAUCCAAGAGCUGCAGGCACUGAGACACAACCUGACGGCAAGGAGAGGGGAGACAUGACCAAGAUAUACACCGAACAUCAACAUGCACAUGAACACACACACUUUAAAUAUGGACAUGAGACAUGGGACAAAGUGCAGUAAAACUGUGUUUUACACUGAAAACUCCCUUGAAGCGUUCUCUAAACCGUUUUGUUUCAAGAUGUAAUGCAUGUCAUAGAACCGUGUAAUUAAGAGAAGUUUCUAAAACUUUCCAGCUCAAAGUCUCAUUAUUAAAACAGCAUGACUGGUUGGAUUAAAUCAAUUGAGUUGUUUUAUCUCAUGAUGUCACAUCACACAUUUAACAUUAAGAAAUCUAAUUCUUCAUGAGUGUUUCUCAAACUAACAAAUGGUUUAUAAUUGUAGCCACUGUGCCAAACAUAGUGUUUUAAUGAACUGACUCUCUACCUUGUUUUGUGCUGUUAAUCACUUUGUGUCAGUAGGUGUCAGUGAUAUUUCACUGUGAGCAUCACUGAAACAAACUGCUUGAGGAUCAAUACACAGCAAAAAUGUGAUGGACUGUGGAAAAGGAAAACAGAUAUUAUUAAUGUAGACAGUUUUGUUAUCUUUGUGUGUAUUUAUUAGCACUGGAUAGUAAAUAUAUAUGUAUUUAAAAUGUGUUUAUGAAUUGUGUGUAACCAUGUCAUAAAGUCAAGACUUUCACUGAGA